This is a messenger RNA of Malurus melanocephalus (red-backed fairy wren), 1587 nucleotides long. RefSeq names its product G protein-coupled receptor 182 (gene ACKR5). Gene Ontology annotation, biological process: G protein-coupled receptor signaling pathway. The transcript is spliced from 2 exons. The record is from RefSeq and is a predicted model, not a curated record. Gene Ontology annotation, molecular function: G protein-coupled receptor activity. Gene Ontology annotation, cellular component: membrane. The coding region runs from base 240 to 1337 and encodes 365 amino acids. NCBI's taxonomy places the organism in Eukaryota, Metazoa, Chordata, Aves, Passeriformes, Maluridae.
CCGCGUCCUUCCCCACCCUGUGACAAAAUCAAACGGGAUUUUGCCAGUCCCGGGGCUGGAAAUGCAGCCGAUGUCACCCGCGCUGGGCUGGCUCAGGAUGUCGCAUCAGGACGGUCAUUUCCUGCCCGGGAAGCGGCCACCGAGCCCACCCCGAGCUCCGUGCCCAGAGGCGUCGGAGCUGCCGAGCCGAGAGGAUCCCCCCGCUCCAGAACGGCCCCAGCGCAGCCGCCGCCACCAGGAUGGCCGAGGUGACAACCACAGUCCCCACGGAGACACACGCUGUCCCCAACGAGUACAUGGACUACCACAACCUCUCCGAGCUGUUCCAACUCCUGAACCACACCUACACCUACUGCGAGUUCAGCCUGGACGAGAACGUCAAGCGGGUGGUCCUGUUCAUCCUCUACCUGGUCAUCUUCGUGGUGGGCCUGGUGGAGAACCUCCUGGUCAUCUGGGUCAACUGGCAGACACGGGGCAGCAAGAGCUUGGUCAAYGUGUACGUCAUCAACAUGGCCAUCGCCGACCUCGGCGUGCUGCUGUCGCUGCCCGUCUGGAUGCUGGAGGUGAUGCUGGACUACACCUGGCUCUGGGGCAGCUUCCUCUGCCGCUUCACCCACUACUUCUACUUCGCCAACAUGUACGCCAGCAUCUUUUUCCUCACCUGCCUGAGCGUGGAUCGCUACGUCACCCUGACCAGCUCGUCCAUUUUCUGGCGUCGGCACCAGCACCGCGCGCGCCGCGCCGUCUGYGCUUUCUGCUGGCUCCUGGCUGCCUCCAUCCCCUUCCUGGAGGUGGCUCACAUGCAGCUGGUCAACACCGGCGAGCCCAUCUGCAUUUUCAUGGCCCCAUUUGAGACCUACGAUGAGUGGGCGCUGGCGGUCAGCUUGGCCACCACCACCGUGGGUUUCCUGAUCCCUUUCCCCGUCAUGGCCGUGUUCAACGCGCUGACGGCGCGGUUCGUCCGGCGCGCCAAACCCGAGAGCCGAAAGCACUGCCUGCUCAUCUACGCCUACAUCGGGGUUUUUCUGCUCAGCUGGCUGCCUUUCCACGUGGUGCUGACGCUGCUGACCCUCGAGGGAAACCACAUCGUCCUGCACUGCACCUUCGCCCACUUCCUCUACUUCUUCUACGACGUCAUCGACUGCUUCACGCUGCUCCACUGCGUCGUCAACCCCAUCCUCUACAAUUUCCUCAGCAARAACUUCCGUGGAAAACUCAUCUCCGCCGUGGUCAAGUACAUCCCCAAGGACCACGGCGGCCAGAAGGGCGUUGGUGGCUCCUCGUCCAGCACGCAGCACUCCAUAGUCAUCGCGAAGGACAACAACCUUCCCAAUUAAGGGUGGGUUGGACUCUCCCAAAAUCGUGGUGGCUCCCUGGGGAUGGUGGAAUUGGUUUUUCAGGUGAUGAGGAGAUAAAUUUUGUUGGACACGGCCCUUCUUGGCCGGGCAGGAUGAGAUGCCAGGUUUGAGGCAAGCUGGUGGCUUUGGACAUCUUCCCUCUGCUGUGUCCAAAGAAAAGAUAAGAGAAAAAAGAAAUUCCUUUUUUUUCCAAAUGAAACCAUUGCGGUAAUAAAGCGCGUUUGCUCUG